AUUAUCAUUUAUUGGAUCCUACAUUAACGGUAAAUGUCGGUCAUCGAUUAGUUUUACAAUUUCAAUUUUAAUCUGUUUUGUGGUUUUACUAGAAAACUUUUUUUACAUUUUCAAUAAAUCAUGUCUUAUUAAGGCAUUAAGCUUUCAUACGUUUCACCAACUAUACUCUUUUAAAUUAACCUCACGCCAAAUCGGUAACUCGUAUAUUUAGUAGCUGUAUAUAUUCAGUUGACUGCUCAAAAAAUGGCUGAUGCCAGUGAAGGGACUCUUUUUGUAGUAGAUGAAGUGAGCGACAUUAUUAAGGACUCCAUAGAACAUGUAAUCGGUAGUCAACUAUAUCAACAAAAUAUGGUAAACAAAUGGACUGAUUCUGUAGUAGAAAAUUGUCUAACUAGACUUUGCAAACUGGCCAAACCUUUUAAAUAUAUAGUAACGUGUGCAAUCAUGCAAAAAAAUGGUGCAGGAUUCCAUUCAGCAAGUUCAUGCUACUGGGACAACAUAACUGAUGGUAGCUGUACUGUGAGAUGGGAGAACAAAACUAUGUAUGUUAUUGUAUCAGUUUUUGGACUAGCAAUUUAAUAACUGCAUAAAUAUAUUUUUGUACACAAAAUAGAUAUAUAUUUAUAUACAAUUGUAUCAAACAGAACAGUUAGUACUCAAUUUUUUACCAUCCGACACUAAUUGUUGUAUAUGUAAUUAUAAAACAAAAUAUAACUGGCAUAAUAUAUUUGUUA
Molecule: messenger RNA, 734 nt
Organism: Adelges cooleyi (spruce gall adelgid)
Lineage: Eukaryota; Metazoa; Arthropoda; Insecta; Hemiptera; Adelgidae
Gene: Dlc90F
Product: dynein light chain Tctex-type 1
Exons: 3
Coding region: 244-579 (111 amino acids)
Biological process (GO): microtubule-based movement
Cellular component (GO): cytoplasmic dynein complex; cytoplasm
Molecular function (GO): dynein intermediate chain binding
Source: RefSeq, a predicted model, not a curated record